AGGCAAGGAUAGAAACACCUGCGAAACUUCUUUUUUUCAACGAUGAACAGAAUUAUUCUCAGCAUUUUCGCAGUUGGCCUGUGUUUUUCAGUUGGCCAGGCUCUGCAGUGCUUCAACUGUGAGCUCUGCAUCUUCAACUUGUUCCAGACCAAAGUCACCUGCGGCGCUGACGAGCAAUGUUUCACCGGUGUCGGAAAAGCAGCUCAGGUGUUGGACAUCAAGACAAAAGGCUGCCUGAAAAUGAACGACUGCAACAAGGUGUCUACAACCAAGUUCCCUUCCAUUUCCAACGUCACAGUCUACAGCGUAAACAAGACCUGCUGUAGCUCGGACCUGUGUAACGCUGCCCCGGGCCAGCCCCGAAUGAGAAUCCUGCACCUGGCCCUCGCCACCACCUUCAUGACCAAAGUCCUAGUGUAAGG
Molecule: messenger RNA, 422 nt
Organism: Oncorhynchus nerka (sockeye salmon)
Lineage: Eukaryota; Metazoa; Chordata; Actinopteri; Salmoniformes; Salmonidae
Product: sperm acrosome membrane-associated protein 4-like
Exons: 3
Coding region: 43-420 (125 amino acids)
Biological process (GO): sperm-egg recognition
Cellular component (GO): membrane
Molecular function (GO): transmembrane receptor protein serine/threonine kinase activity
Source: RefSeq, a predicted model, not a curated record